AUGGUCACCGACACGUUGGCUGACCGGUCUGUGAUAGUCGCCCACGGUCAGCUGCGAGUAUUCCCCAUCACGCAGAGCCACCCGCACAGCAACCCGGUCUUCUUCGAGGCAAGCCCCGAACUGUCGACAAUGCUCGCGAUGCUACAAGUCUGUGCGCAGACUGCCCUGGAAGACAUCAUCGACGAGACCACUUACGCGCCCCUGUGCCUGAUUCCUGUCUUUCCAAUGAGAGACUGGGGCCAGGCCUCCCGAGUGCUCUUCUGGCAGGUGAGUGCAGUGCAGUGCAGUGCAGUGCCGUGCAGUGAGGGAAGAUACCUUGCAGCAUCGUGCGUGUGGCUGGGUGUGGCUGGGUGCAUGGUGCGUGCUGCCUGUGUCUGUGUCUGUGUCUGUGUCUGUGUGUGUGUGUGUGUGUGUGCAGAAGCUGAAGCUGGGCAUCAGGAUUGAUGGGAGAGGGGACUGUUCCUGGUACUUCCUUCCCUCAGUGGUGUACACGUCGAUGGAGGCGCUGCUGCGCGGCGUUGCCAAGGUCUUCGGGGCGGGAGUCAUGGACCGCAUCAAGAUGGCACACAUGACCACCUACGACACGUGCGCGACCCGUGCAACACACAUGGCACACACACGACGCUUUCAAAUAUGUGUGUGUGUGUGUGUGUAUUCAGAUACGUCGGGACGAGCGUCGGCGUGUUGACGGCCCCAAUCAAGGACAUGAUGACGCGAGCAGCGUGGCAGGCCAACAUCGCGGCCUUGAUCCAGCACACGGAGCUGACCGACACACUGCAGGACCUCUACCGCACCAGGGCACAAGAGGUGAAUGAAUCCGUGUGGCACAAACACACACACUUGUGUAUGUUAUGUUUGUUUGGCAGCGGCGUGUGUCCGCCGAGGUGGUUGAGAAGGAGGUCAUGAAUGCGGCCAUCGCCUUCACGGACCUGGUGCGCGCCCACCUCAUCGAGUACACCGAGGUCAGCACGAUCGCUCAGAAGGAGACCAACACAGACAGCCCAGAGAGAGAUGAGGUGUGUAACACAGACAGCGGUCUUCUUGGCUGUCUGUCUGUCUGUCUGUCUGCUCUGUGCCCACAGGACAUGAAGAGCAACACGUACGAGAGAAUGUCACUGCAGGACCACUGCGGCCUCCCAUGCCACGAGUGGCGGCGCAUCAGAGCCGAGCUGCGGGACAUUUCUGUCGAGAGCUAUCCGGAGGACGUCAAGGCUGUCAUCAACAUGCCCGAGUGUGAGGAAAUGCAGCCAGAGAGCGUGGUGGGACGGCUGUGCCGCCUGCAGGCCGACGGCACCUAUAUGCCCUCCUUCCUUAUGCUCCUGCGGGCGCAUGGCCUGCUGCGUCUAGACAGGAGCAAGUGAUUGGCUGAUGGGGUGCAUGGGUGGUGUCGGUGGACAAACGAUGCGGCGUCUUGUCUGCCGCCGUGGCGAUAGAUACUCAUUUUGAUGUGUUGCGACUGACUGCUGAUCUAGAUCGUGUCGC
Molecule: messenger RNA, 1482 nt
Organism: Vitrella brassicaformis
Lineage: Eukaryota; Vitrellaceae
Source: the annotation of a GenBank genome assembly